CUUCAUUUCAUUAAUUUUGUAAUUAGCAAAAAAUCGUUUUUAUUCACGUGAAUAUCAUCAUUGUAUUCAACUGUUGCUGAUUUGAUUGUCUGUGCUAUCCUCUGUGUGUACGUGUGCUGCCUGAUACAGGUAUGACUGACAAGCCAGAGUAUCGUAUUGGAGAUCUUGUCUGGCAUAGGGAGACUAGGAAUGGGCGUGUCUGGUGGCCCGCUAUGGUGACCUAUGAACCCAACAUAGGGAUAUACUUCCGAACUGUCAACAAAGCCGUCCAGUACCACGUCCAGUUCUUUGGUGCCUCCCCUAUGCGUGGGUGGGUCACCAGCAAGGCAAUCAAGGUCCUCUCGGCAGCCAAUGAGAUCCCUCUACCAGAAAAGGGCGUGUCCAAGAAACUUAUGAAGGAAUAUUCUGUCGCUCUAGCCGAGGUAAAGGAGGCAAUAAAGGUCGACCACAAACAAAGGAAACUCCAGUUCAUAUUUAACUUUGACUCUGACAAAAAGCGAGUACCCCCUCCACAAAAAGAGGCAACAAAGAGUGUACAAAGUAGGCGUUCAAUAGAGCCGAGUGAGGCAACAAAGAGUGUACAAAGGAAACAUUCAAGAGAGGCAACAAAAAGUGUACAAAGGAAUCGUUCAAUAGAGCCGAGGGAGGCAACAAAGUGUGUACAAAGGAAGCGUUCAAGAGAGUCGAGUGAGGCAACAAAGUGUGUACAGAGGAAGCGUUCAAGAGAGUCGAGUGAGGCAACAAAAAGAAUAGUUCGUAAACAGCCCAAAAUAACCGAUGGUGGACAAGACCCCUCCCCAACAGAAACACCAGCAGCCACCCAGGCCCGAGAGAUGGGCCGCACAACCAUCGAAGCCCCCCAGACACGGACAGUCACUCAGGCCCAGGGGAUGGGCCGCACAACCAUUGAAGCCCCUCGGACACACACAGCCACUCAGGCCCAGGAAAUGGGCCGCACAACUAUCGAAGCCCCCCGGACACGCACAGCCACUCAGGCCCAGGGGAUGGGCCGCACAACCAUCGAAGCCCCCCGGACACGCACAGCCACUCAAGCCCAGGAGAUGGGCCGCACAACCAUCGAAGCCCCCCGGACACGCACAGUCACUCAGGCCCAGGAGAUGUGCCGCACAACCUUUGAAGCCCCCCGGACACAAAUAGCCAUUGAGGCCCAGGGGAUGGGCCGCACAACCAUGGAGACCCCCCAGAUCCAGGAGCCACUACCGAGCAGUGCAAGUCAUCCUCACAGCAUUGAGAACAUUGUUAGACAGCCUCACAUCCCGAGUCAGCCCAUGAACAUUGCCAUGUCUCCCCCCCUCCACUCAGUACUGCCCUACCCAACCAGCCCACCUCUACCCAUGGUCCCCUUCAUUCCUAUGGGCUCUCCUCCAUUUGUCCCAUUCCCUUCGUUCCCCAUGUCCCCAUCUUGUACAGGCAGUGUGUACCCCAUGGAGUACUAUCCAACGCUGAUGCCCUACCAAUAUGAUGCUCUAAGUGUCUCCUACUACUCACCCAGUUAUCUCAUGCCAAGUCUCCCUCAAGCAAUGCCCCCCCAGCCAAUGCCCCCCCAGCCGCUGCUGCACCCUAUGAACAUGUUUGAACAGCCUUCAAUACAACAACCUCCAAACAUAACAGAGGCCAUGUCAACUGAACCACCAGUCCUCCAACAACCUAUCAAACUACCUAGCAAACCAGCAAACCAACGAAUCAAGUCUGAGGCUGCCCCAUUGUCUCCUCAAGCUCCUGUUGUUUCAGUAGAGAGCCCAGUCCUCCUAACUCCACCAUGCUCUGGUCCAGUCCUCCUAACUCCACCAUCCUCUGGAUCAGAGGAGCUCACUGACACUGAUACAAUGGAUGCUCCACAAGCCACCAACCAGCUACAGGGUGUGUGUGCCAUCUGUGACGAGGACGGCACUGAUAUGCUCGUCUGCAAUGGACACUGCGCUAACAUGUUUCAUAUUGACUGCCUUGGCUUAAUGGCGGCGCCACUCUUUAAGUUUGUGUGUGAUGAAUGUUUAAUGGAUACUGGCAAGUGUUUCGUGUGCAGCCAACCUGGGGAGCUGGUCAAGUGCAGUAAGUCAAAGUGCCCCAAACUCUAUCAUCUCUCUUGUAUUAACAACAAUAAACUGUUUGUAUUUGACGAGCGGAAGAAGAAGUUCACAUGUCCCCUACACACGUGUGGUCGCUGUGCUAGCAUUGGAGUGCCUGACCCUCCCUCCACCAACCUGGUCCAGUGUACCAAGUGUCCUCUGGCGUUACACAAGAGUCAUUGUCUCAUUGCUGGCUGUGAGCUACUUUCCUCCACUAACAUGGUCUGCUAUCAACACCUCAAGGUCACCAAGAAUGAGAGACUCUACUCACACAUCAACCUCAACACGUGCAUGGAUUGUGGCAAGAUAGGCUCCCUCUUCUGCUGUGAUGUGUGCUCUGCGGCCUAUCACGAUGGUUGUCUGGAGCCGGAGUAUCGUCCCAGUCCUGACCAGGAGACCUGGAAGUGUCCCAGCUGUCUAGUACAUGAUCUGCCAACCUAUGGUGCUCUGGUCCUCUGCAAGUUUGGCAUGUGGAGGUGGUGGCCAGCUGUUGUGGUAGCACCAGAGAAGGUACCUGACAACAUAGAGGCUCGCAGUGCUGGGGAGUGCAUGUUUGUAGUGCGCUUCUGUGGCACCAAGGACUACACGUGGAUGCAUCACGGCCGAGCUGUCCCCUACACUGGAGCCACUCAUGACUACAGGGGCAGCAGCACUAAGCAGAAGGCUUUCAAGAAAGCUCUUGAGGAGGCGGAGGAACUGUAUCGGACCAAGAGACUAGAGAAGGAAGAGAGGGAAGCUAGGGUCAAGAAACCUGACUCAAAGAGAUACAUCAAAAUUAAGGCCAACAAGUACUUGGUCCCUCGUCCAGCAGUGAAGGAGACCUCUCUCUUUUGUCUCCCUUGUCAAUGUACCAGUGAUCAAUCGUGCAAUGAUGACUCAUCCUGUGUCAAUAGAGCCAGUCUGAUUGAGUGCGACCCUCACACUUGCCCCGUUGGCCCACUCUGUAAGAACCAGCGAUUGGCCAACUGUCAAGAGGCCAACAGUACACCCUUUCACACAGGACAGCGAGGAUGGGGCCUACGCAUCGAUCAAGACCUAUCACCUGGAGACUUUGUAGUGGAAUACAUUGGCGAGGUGUUGGACACAGCCAUGUGUCGUGAGAGGCUGGAGAAAUACCACAAGAACAGUAUGGUUAACUAUUACAUGUUGACUCUGGACGGAGGCCUGGUCAUCGACGCUAGUCAGAAAUCAAAUCAUGCUCGGUUCAUCAACCAUAGCUGCGACCCAAAUUGUGAAUCACAAAAAUGGACUGUAAAUGGAGAGACAAGAAUUGGGAUAUUUGCAUGUGUCUCUAUCAAAGCUGGCACUGAACUAACGUUUGACUACCAUCUUGAUUCCCUCGGUAAUGAGAAGAAGCCAUGCUUCUGUGGCAGUAAGAACUGCAGUGGGUUCAUGGGGUUAAAGUCCGUAAAGGUCACCACCUCCGACAAACCUAAGAAGCCGGUGAAACGAAAACGCCAGAAGAGAAGAAGAAAAGUGUUGAAAGAUGAUGUAUUGGACACGCAUGAAGAUGAUUGUUUUGUGUGCGGCGACGGUGGAGAGUUGCUUAUGUGUGAUGCCAAGCUCUGUACCAAAUCCUAUCAUCUCCAGUGCCUGCAACGUAAAGUCAAACCAUCGCAGUAUACCUUCUGGACAUGCCCUCGCCACUUUUGUCAAGUGUGUCAGAAAGAAGCCGCUGUGUUCUGCUCCAGCUGCCCCAUGUCCUAUUGCAAGAAGCACUGUGAUGGCCGCCUUGAGGGGCCACUCUGUGUUACUAACUGUGUUGGCCGCAUUGUUUUGGCUGGUGAUAGCUCUGACACUAUCCAACAAUAGACCAAUCUCAACACUUGUAUGACUGUAGAUAACACUUGCACAAUCAGUUAUCAUUUUCAUUCUUUGUACUUUCAAUAUAAUUAUUUCUUGUAUAGUAAAUUACACACUAUCUCUAUGUAUGUACAGUAUAUCACUCGGUUAUCAAAAGCUGUAAAUUAAAAUUAUCAUUUUUGUUAAUUAACUUG
Messenger RNA from Halichondria panicea, 4084 nucleotides. Its product is annotated as histone-lysine N-methyltransferase NSD2-like. Gene Ontology annotation, cellular component: nucleus. The record is from RefSeq and is a predicted model, not a curated record. Lineage: Eukaryota; Metazoa; Porifera; Demospongiae; Suberitida; Halichondriidae. Bases 132 to 3899 code for a protein of 1255 amino acids. The transcript is spliced from 6 exons. Gene Ontology annotation, molecular function: protein binding; histone methyltransferase activity.